GAGCAGCCGCACAGCCUAACGAGUACGGGAAGGAAAGGGGCGGCGUGUCGGGGCGCCCAGCACUCUGCCCGGCCCGCAGACAACGCCUAGCCUAGCCUAGCCCAGCCCAAUCCGUCCCGUCAAGCUUAUGCUGCAGAGCAACCAGUCCAGUCCUAACCUGCCGAGACCACCGACAGCAGCACCGAGCUCAAGGACCCGUGGCGGCGCGGCGGCCACGCCCAGGCCAACCGAGCGCUCCGCUGAGCGAGAAGCGCAUGCGAGGGUUUGCCUCGCAGCCGCCACAGGCCGGGCAGGCGGGGCGGGCGCGGCGCAGGGGUCACGCAAUGGUUGGCGGGCGGAACGUGUGGCCGCUGCUCUUGUUUCCCCCUCAGCCGGAUUGCUGCUGGUGACGGACCAGCUUUGCGGGGUGUGAUGGCUGCUGUCAUGGCGGCGGUGGUGUUGGCGCGGCGCUUCCACCACAGUCCCACCUGCCUGAGGAGGCUACUCCGACGCGGGGCGGGAGGCGCGACGUACGGCCCGCGGCGCCGGGGAGCCAGCCGCGGGGCCGGGGACAGCGAGGUGUUUAGAAAAAGCCUUCAGAGGGGGCUUGUGCUUUCAACAGGGGCCUUUCUGGUUUAUGAAGCUCACAAGUUGAUUUCUGGCUUUGCUGAGGUUCAUGCAAGCUUCAAAGUGGAAGAAGUUAUAGAGCAAGCAGACUACCUGUAUGGGAGUGGAGAAACGGAAAAGCUUUAUCAGUUGCUGGUUCAACAUAAAAAUAGUGAUGACGCAGAGUUAUUAUGGCGGCUGGCAAGGGCUUCACGAGACCUAGCUCAGCUCAGCAGUACUUCUGCAGAGGAGAAGAAACAACUGGCGUAUGGAGCCCUUGAGUAUGCAAAAAGGGCACUUGAAAAAAAUGAAUCAAAUUCUGCAGCACACAAGUGGUAUGGAAUCUGCCUCAGCGACGUUGGAGAUUUCGAAGGAAUUAAGACUAAAAUUGGAAAUGCCUUUGUUAUCAAAGAGCACUUUCAGAAAGCCAUCGAACUGAAUCCAAAAGAUGCUACAACAAUUCAUCUUAUAGGCAUUUGGUGUUACACCUUUGCUGAAAUGCCAUGGUACCAAAGAAAAAUAGCUGCAACACUAUUUGCCUCACCACCAACCUCCACAUUUCAAGAGGCUCUUCGUUACUUCCACAUGGCAGAGGAAGCUGACCCAAAUUUUUACAGCAAAAAUUUGCUCUUUUUGGGGAAGACUUACCUGAAGUUAAACAAUAAAAAGAUGGCUCUUCUAUGGCUAAGCAAAGCAAAGGAGUAUCCUGCACACACAGAAGAGGACAAACAGGUACAGAAAGAAGCUUUGGAGUUGCUUAAUUCUAUGUAACAAGACACAAGAUGAUGGGAAUUCGGUGCCUCAGGUUUGAGCGGAACAGGAAAAAGGCCCCAACUGCUACUGUGAUUUACUGAAGCUGUUAAUAAAAGUAUAGCCUAAA
Messenger RNA from Melopsittacus undulatus (budgerigar), 1465 nucleotides. RefSeq names its product regulator of microtubule dynamics 1 (gene RMDN1). Bases 412 to 1356 code for a protein of 314 amino acids. The transcript is spliced from 10 exons. Gene Ontology annotation, molecular function: microtubule binding. NCBI's taxonomy places the organism in Eukaryota, Metazoa, Chordata, Aves, Psittaciformes, Psittaculidae. The record is from RefSeq and is a predicted model, not a curated record. Gene Ontology annotation, cellular component: mitotic spindle pole; spindle microtubule; mitochondrion.